GACUGUAGAACGACAAUUAAAUAGAAGAGGAAAAUCAAGAGAAACUCGAAAAUCAGGAUGCCUUGAGACAAAUACAGCAUCUGGCUGAGGAUUGUGUGUGUGGCUUUUUUUCUUUAUUUCUGCAAAUGCUGGGAAUAAUUUAAUUCACGAAAUGGGAGACUUGAAGUCGGGUUUUGAAGAGGUGGAUGGCGUGAGGCUCGGCUACCUCAUCAUUAAAGGAAAGCAAAUGUUUGCACUCUCUCAGGUUUUUACAGACCUGCUCAAAAACAUCCCGAGAACUACAGUGCACAAGCGAAUGGAUCAUUUAAAAGUAAAAAAGCAUCACUGCGACCUGGAGGAGUUGAGGAAACUCAAAGCCAUCAACUCCAUCGCUUUUCAUGCAGCCAAAUGCACACUGAUAUCCAGAGAGGACGUAGAAGCUCUUUACACUUCUUGCAAAACGGAACGAGUCCUUAAGACAAAAAGGAGGAAAAUAAGCCGGUCAUUGUCAACAAAAGAUCUCCAACCGGAGCACACAUCCACCGACCCCUACUCCAGCUUUUGGAAAGAGAACAAACUCUGGCUGGGUUUGAAUGAAUCGGCUCAGCCUCUGCCAAUUAGAAGAAAAGCUUUGCGUCCCGGGGACACAGGCUUGCUACCGGCCUCUGAUCUACCUCACAUUUUUAGUAAAUACACUGGUCACAGCUACCCAGAAAUCGCUCGGUCGCCUUGCAAACCCCCUUUAAACUAUGAAACUGCCCCGAUCGUGGGCAACUAUGUCACCUUUCACUCGGAUCCCCCUUAUUUUCGGAGCGUCCUUUGCAGCAAGCACCCGGCUGCUGCUGCUGCUGCUGCUUAUUACCAGUCCGCCGCCGCCAUCGCGCAGACCAAGUUAGCGGCGGCUGCUGCUGCAGGGAGCCCUGUGGGUUUGACUUACAGAUACAAAAGGAAAAGACCGUGUGAGGCCGCCCAAAAGGACUGUUUAUUAAACACCCCCAGCAGCGCCAGGCGGCUCCUGAUCGUGCCCAGGCCCUGCAAGCCCAAAGGAGCUGCAGCAAGCACGGCCGCUUGCCUGGAGAGAUUUCACCUCGUCAAUGGCUUUUGCACUUCUCCGCAGCAGCCGCAGCAACAGCAUCUGGGCAGCUUCCCCGAGAGCUACAGCAGUGACUCGGAGUCCAGCUCUUACUCCGACCAUGUGGCCAACGACUCUGACUUCGGGUCCAGCCUCUCCAGCACCAGCAACUCCGUGUCCUCGGAGGAGGAGGAGGAAGACGACGAGGAGGACGGCAGCGGCGUCUCGGACUCCAGCGAGGUCAGCUCCGAGGAGGAGGAUACGACCUCAGACUCCGACUCCAGCUCGGUUUCCAGCCAGGUCUCGGUGCAAAGCAUCCGCUUCAGGCGAACCAGUUUCUGCAACCCCCCCAGCAUGGCCCAGGCCAACUUCUUGUAUCAUUUGGCCACGGCCGCCCCCACCAAAUCGCCAGCUUUCGAGGAGGCAGGCAGGCUUCCCGACCUCAAAAGUGCUCAGUGUGGUGUCAAAUCGGAAUUGCCAGAGGAAUGGAGUCAUCAAAGCUGGGCAUGCAAAGCACCUCCAGUGUGCUGCUCCAGCAGCCUUGGAAGUUGUUUUGCUGAGAUAAGGAAUGAUCGGGUAUCUGAGAUCACAUUCCCACACCCUGAAUUUUCCAAUAAUGUAAAGAGUACUGACCUAACAAUUAACUGUGCUGCAAAGGGGGCCUCUUCACCUAGCCCAAAGACAAACAAUGCAUUUCCACAACAAAGAAUACUCAGAGAGGCAAGGAAAUGCCUUCAAGCAACAACUACACACUGUGCAGAUAACAAUACAAUAGCUGCUAGGUUCUUAAAUAAUGAUUCUUCACCAACAGCAGCAAAUUCAGAAGAAGAUUCCAAAAUCCCUCAUUGUAUUGAAUUUGCCACGGAUUUACCCUCUUUGCAAACUGAUCGUGCUUCUACAACAGCAGCAGCUGAGCUUGAAUGCACUGAUCCAGGCAAUAAGGCAUUGCCAUUCCUGCACAAUAUUAAAAUCAAAAUAGAGGAUAGCAGUACGAAUGAAGAAUAUGAACCUGACCUUUCAAAACAUAAGCUAAAGUGUGAGUGCAAUGAUACUAAGGAUGAGUUUAACGGUGUGACUGAGAGUAAUAACCCGGACGUUUUAUUAACAGCCCAGGAAGAUUCUGCAUGCACUGAGAAAGAAACCACUUCCUUAAACACGCUGACUCAGAGUCAGGUCCUUUCAUGCACUUUAGGUACUCCAAAACCUGAGGAUGGGGAGUAUAAAUUUGGAGCGAGGGUGAGAAAAAAUUACAGGACAUUGGUUUUGGGAAAGCGACCUGUACUGCAGACUCCUCCAGUCAAACCAAAUUUGAAAUCAGCUAGAAGCCCACGUCCUACAGGUAAAAUUGAGACACAUGAAGGAACACUGGAUGAUUUUACAGUUACCAAUAGACGCAAAAGGGUAGCCAGCAAUGUAGCAUCAGCAGUGAAAAGGCCGUUUAAUUUCAUGGCAAAUUUUCCCUGUCCACCGUCACUAAUUAUUGGCAAUGAUGGGGAUUUGUUGCCAGCUUAUUCCUUAAACACCACUAAGGAUUCGCAACCACCUCACAAGGCCCAUCCUGUAUGGAAAUGGCAGUUGGGCGGUUCUGCAAUACCUCUUCCACCUAGCCACAAAUUCAGGAAAUUUAAUUAA
Emys orbicularis (European pond turtle) is the source of this 2683-nucleotide messenger RNA. It is a transcript of the gene SKIDA1, whose product is annotated as SKI/DACH domain containing 1. The record is from RefSeq and is a predicted model, not a curated record. Bases 152 to 2683 code for a protein of 843 amino acids. The transcript has 2 exons. NCBI's taxonomy places the organism in Eukaryota, Metazoa, Chordata, Testudines, Emydidae.